Fonsecaea erecta is the source of this 1854-nucleotide messenger RNA. RefSeq lists its product as hypothetical. The coding region runs from base 1 to 1854 and encodes 617 amino acids. The transcript is spliced from 2 exons. The record is from RefSeq and is a predicted model, not a curated record. Gene Ontology annotation, molecular function: arylsulfatase activity. Lineage: Eukaryota; Fungi; Ascomycota; Eurotiomycetes; Chaetothyriales; Herpotrichiellaceae.
AUGAUCCAAAGAACUCCUGAUGGUGCCCAGAAACGGCCCAACUUCCUCGUCAUCGUGGCCGACGACCUGGGCUUCAGCGACUGUGCUUGCUUCGGUUCCGAGAUCCAGACGCCCAAUAUUGAUGCUCUCGCGGCUGAGGCGACCGGUCUUCGUUUCACCUCUUUCCACGUCGCCGCAGCAUGCUCCCCGACGAGGUCGAUGCUCAUGACGGGCACUGAUCACCACAUCGCUGGGCUGGGUCAGCUCGCCGAGUUCACUCGCAGCUCGGCAGCACACCACGGCCAGCCGGGCCACGAGGGCUACCUCAACGAGAAAGUGGUUGCUCUGCCUGAGUUGCUCCAGGAAGGGGGUUACCACACGAUGAUGUCGGGUAAAUGGCACCUGGGUCUGCGAAAGGAGCACCAUCCCCAUAAGCGAGGGUUUGCCAGGUCAUUUGCCUUGCUCCCAGGGUGUGCGAACCACUACGCCUGGGAGCCGCCAGAGUACGACCCCACGGCGGAACCGGAGAAGUUUUUCGAAACAGCAACGCGUGCGUUGCAUGUUGAAGACGACCAGUUCGUGGACGUGCUUCCCGAGGGCUGGUAUUCAUCGGACGGGUACGGGGACAAGCUGUUGUCGUACUUGUCGGAGAGGACGGCCGAGGAGAAGGCCAAACCGUUCUUCGCCUACCUGCCGUUCUCAGCGCCACAUUGGCCCCUGCAGGCGCCCGAGGAGAAUGUCCGAAAGUACCGCAAUUUCUACAAUGCCGGACCGUUCGCCCUGCGCGAGGCUCGUCUGAAGCGACUGGUCAGUCUCGGUCUCGUCAAACCCGACGUUCAGCCGCAUCCCGUGGUGAACACUGCGGCGGACGACGUCCAUUGGGAUGAUUUGGAUGAGGAGAGCCGUCUCAAGUCGGCUCGUGCGAUGGAGACAUACGCCGGCAUGGUUGACCGGAUGGACUGGAACAUUGGCCGGGUGAUCGACUAUCUGAAAGAGACGGGCGAGUACAACGACACGCUGAUAUUAUUCAUGUCCGACAAUGGAGCUGAGGGUGCCUCAUAUGAGGCCUUACCUCUUGUCGGGCAGAACGUUAUGAAACAUAUCGAGAAGUACUACGACAACAGUUUGGACAACAUUGGCCGAGGAAACUCGUUCGUCUGGUAUGGGUCGCAGUGGGCUCAGGCAGCCACUGCACCGUCACGGCUUUUCAAAAUGCACUCGACUGAGGGCGGGUGUCGAGUGCCACUUGUCGUCAAAUUGCCGGAAUCCCUUUGCGGCUCUUCUCGACUUGAGCACGCUCAGGGCCAGGUGACUGAUGCGUUCUGCACGGUCAUGGAUCUUGUCCCGACAUUUCUGUCACUGGCAGGUCUGGAGCAUCCUGGAACUCAAUACACGGGUCGAGCCAUUGCCCCUCUCCGCGGGUGCAGCUGGGUCCCUUUCCUGGAGUCUGUCAUGUCGGGAUCAUCACUGGCACGCGGACAGGAUCCUCCUCAGAUCCACAACGCAGACUACGCUGUCGGCUUCGAAAUUGCGGGUUCCGGUGCACUCAGGCAGGGCGACUGGAAAAUCACAUUCGUGCCGAGCCCCCGGGGCCCUCAGAGGUGGGAAUUAUUCAAUAUCCGACUGGAUCCAGGGGAAACGCGUGACCUGCGCGAGACAGAACCCGAGAAGUUCCAAGCACUGCUGACUCUGUGGGAAAUGUAUAAGAAGGAUGUCGGCGUCGUAGGCCUGGCGGGCGAGUACCCGAGCGUGGUUCAGGGGAAAUUCUCGGGGACUGGGGUGGUGGACGAAUUUUCGGAUCCGUACAGUUGGAUCAAGUACAUCGGGCGUCCCGACAGGACACCGGAGAGGCUCAGGUCGGUGAUACCAACAUGA